CAUACACAACUCAAUAUGAAGGUCCUCUUACUGGACCUUCUGCUCUUUGCUGGUUUCUCCUGCUGUUUAAAAAUACAUCAGCCCCCAGCUGCAUUCAGCCACGAAGGAGACACAUCUGUAACGCUGCAGUGUGAACAAGACAAUGAAGAAUAUCUGUACAUGUACUGGUACAGACACACUGGCAGAGGGGGAAUGCAGCUGUUAACAUACUCCAUCAAUAAAGAAAUAUGGACCACUGAAGCUCCUUUCAACACAUCCAAGUACACCAUGGCCCGGCCUGUGGUGCUCAGCUCCGCUCUGCACAUACAGCACGUUGAGGCUGCGGAUUCAGCUGUGUACUACUGUGCCUCUAGGUUCCCACAGCGGCUCACAUGCACUCUGUGGCUAAACAACAACCCCAAUAGCAAACAUCAGCGCUUCGUGUGUCAGUGUGACAACUACAACCCUGCUUACUUUGGUGGUGGAACCAAACUGACAGUCUUAGAAUCCAACCGUACCAUCAGCCCACCAACGGUGACAGUUCUUCCUCCUUCAAAAAAAGAAAAAAACAAGAAGACCUUGGUGUGCGUGGCCUCUCGUUUCUACCCGGACCAUGUUAGCGUGUCCUGGCAGAUUGACGGGGACAACAUUACAGAUGGCGUGGCGACCGACAGCGCUGCCCGAUUGGAAGGGGAACAUUACAGCAUCACCAGCAGACUGAGGGUCCCGCUCAAAACGUGGUUGACACAGGGCAAGAAGUUCAACUGCACCGUCAGCUUCUUCAAUGGGAACGAGACCGUGUACCGUUCUGACUGGGUCGCUGGUGUUAAAGGUUGUUUGGCAGAAAAAUAUCUGAAGAUCACCAACGCCGCCAAACUGACCUACGCCGUUUUGAUCGCCAAGAGCAGCUUCUACGGAGCCUUUGUGGUGUUUCUGGUGUGGAGGCUUCAGGCAUCAUGCGGAAAACAGAACAACUGAGAGCUGAGCUGCACACACCAGCUGAUUCUCCUGCUUUCUAUAAACAUGCUGCUUUCAAUGCUCAGUUCUGCAAAUCAUAUUAUGCACAAAUUAGGGGCAACUUCCUGUAGUGUUAAUAGCACUAUUAUUGACUUAAAACCAUGUGAAUUAUUCAAUAUCCAGUGUGGAUUGAUACUGUUUGUGCUUCAUGCUGAGUUUUAUUCUCAAUAAAGGCUUUCCAGUCAAGA
Dicentrarchus labrax (European seabass) is the source of this 1184-nucleotide messenger RNA. Its product is annotated as immunoglobulin lambda-1 light chain. NCBI's taxonomy places the organism in Eukaryota, Metazoa, Chordata, Actinopteri, Moronidae. The transcript is spliced from 5 exons. The coding region runs from base 16 to 957 and encodes 313 amino acids. The record is from RefSeq and is a predicted model, not a curated record.